Molecule: messenger RNA, 5505 nt
Organism: Poecile atricapillus (Black-capped chickadee)
Lineage: Eukaryota; Metazoa; Chordata; Aves; Passeriformes; Paridae
Gene: CEP120
Product: centrosomal protein 120
Exons: 21
Coding region: 221-3292 (1023 amino acids)
Biological process (GO): positive regulation of centriole elongation; centrosome cycle; interkinetic nuclear migration
Cellular component (GO): centrosome; centriole
Source: RefSeq, a predicted model, not a curated record
GGGGCGGUGCGGUGCCGGGGCGGUGCCGGCGGCGGAAGCGGCGGGGCCGGCGUUGCCGGGCGGAAGCGGCGGCAGUUGGUGUUUAAAGGCUCCGCGGCGGCAAAAGGGCGGCGAGUGGCGGCAGCGCGGGAGGAGCCGCCCGAGGGCUCCCGGUUCCCUCCGCUCCGCCUCGGAGCGGCUGUACUUCCCGGCCCCGGCAGCACCCGGGCGGAGCGGGGAGAUGGUCUCCAGAGCCGCCGAUCGGCUGCUGAUCGUCGUCUCCGUGCUGGAAGGGCGCUGUUUCCCAAAACGACCCAAGCAUAUGCUUAUAGUUGAAGCCAAGUUAGAUGGUGAACAGUUGGCUACUGACCCUGUGGAGCAUACUGAUCAGCCAGAAUUUGCUACAGAAUUGGCCUGGGAGCUUGAUAGGAAAGCACUUCAUCAGCACAGGCUGCAGCGUACACCUAUCAAACUACAAUGUUUUGCACUGGAUCCUGUAUCUUCAGCUCAAGAGAAUAUAGGCUAUAUUGUACUGGAUUUAAGGGCUGCACAGGAAAAGAAACAGGCACCUAAAUGGUAUCCUUUGCUUAGUAACAAGUACCCUAAGUUUAAACCUGAAAUACAGAUUGGUGUUGCAUUGGAGAUAGAUUCAAAAGCACUGGUUGAUGAUUUUAAAGCAAAGGAGGCACCCCCUAGAGAAGGGAAGGUACUCACCCUAUUUCCUGGACUAGACCCUAAAAGUAUUGUGCCAGUCUUGAAUGAAGAAGAGGGUUAUCAUCAAAUUGGACCAGCAGAGUAUUGCAGAGAUCACUUUGUCAUGUCUGUAACCAUUGCAUUUGCCACACGGUUGGAACAGUUAGUUCCUAGUACUAUGAAGCUCCCUGAUCGACAGCCUGAGUUUUUUUUCUACUACUCAUUACUGGGAAACGAUGUCACAAAUGAACCUUUCACUGACUUGAUUAAUCCAAACUUUGAGCCAGAAAGAGCUUCAGUUCGAAUACGUAGUACAGUAGAUGUUCUUCAAGUUUAUCUUUGUUCACAGUCAAAGUUGCAGAUCCAUCUUUGCUGUGGGGACCACUCUCUUGGAAGCACUGAAGUUCCCCUGUCUGGACUACUGAGGAAAGGAAACAUGGAGAUUGACCAACACCCUGUGGCAAUAGAGGGACCAUUUGUUCUUGUUCCACCAAAUAGAGCUAAACAGAAAUUGACAAAACUGCCUUUGGAUCUGGCUCCUACUGUUGGGGUAUCUGUAAUUCUUCAAAGGGAGAGCUUGACUACCCAGCCUUUGAUUCCCUUAAAUGCUUCAACUGAGCCCAAACAGCCACAGGAGAAAAUUCUUUCACCUGUUAGUAGAAAAACAGAGAACCAGCAGCAAAGAUCACAGAAUGUCUCAUCUCAAGUUGACCAGAGUUCUUCAAAAGAAGAUGUAGCAACAGAAAGUGAAGUGGAAAGUCUUAAGCUUGAAAAAGGCUCAAAACCAAGGAAAAGGGGGCUGGUGGCUGGCUGCCCUCAAGAGGUUAACAAACAGUGUUUUGAAGAGCCUCCAGCUUUGAAAUCGCAAAGCAGAGCAAAGUCACCUCUGUUAGAUCUGCAAAAUCACACUGAUAGUGGUGCAGUAGCGAUAUCUCAGCCCAACCCUGUGGGUAUGUCCAGCUCUUCUGACCCUGUGUCAGCACAGAAAAUUGUCAUUCCAGCAGCCGCUCACCAUUUUUGCUUUUCAAUAGACUUAAGAAGUAUACGUGGUCUGGAAGUUGGUUUUCCAGUAAAUUGCAUUUUAAGGUACUCGUACCCAUUUUUUGGCAGUGCAGCACCUAUUAUGACAAGUCCACCUGUAGAAAUUAGAAAGAACAUGGAAGUCUUUCUUCCAAAGUCAUAUUGUGCAUUUGACUUUGCAACUAUACCUCAUCAGCUUCAAGAUACAUUCUUCAGACUGCCUCUGCUGGUUGAAUUAUGGCACAAGGAUAAAACAGCCAAAGACUUACUUCUAGGAGUGGCAAGGCUUCAGCUUUCAAAUGUUUUGGCUUCAGAAAAAACCCGCUUCUUGGGUGGGACUGGUGAACAGUGCUGGCGUCAGACUUGUAAUGAAACAGUCAGCUUCACAGCAGCACAAGGGUCAGGCAGCAGAAUAGCAGAGCUUUCGUAUGCCAUCACCUUGGAAGACUAUGGACUUGUCAAAGUGCAAGAAGUUAUGGUGUCAGAGUCUUCUCAAGAUGUAGGUGCUGGUCAACAACGGCAUGUCCCUCACACUCAGCCUCGCUGUGCCCAAGAAGGCCAUCCAGAACCUCGAGAAACUCUGGAAUACAAAGCAGCACUGGAGUUGGAAAUGUGGAAGGAAAUGCAAGAGGACAUUUUUGAAAAUCAGCUUAAAAAGAAGGAAAUGGUCCAUAUGCAAGCACUCGCAGAGGAAUGGAAGAAAAGAGAUAGAGAGAGAGAGGCAUUAGUGAAGAAAAAGGUAGCAGAGUAUAAUGUUUUGGAAGAACAACUUCAGAAAACCCUGAGAGAUCUGGAUAAGCGAGAGCGACAGCUUUUUAGUGCUGAAUCAGAGCUUCAAAGAGUGAAAAAGGAGCUGCAAGCAGAGCAUGAAAGAAAUCUGCAGGUGCUUCAGGAUUCUGUGCGUCGAGCCAGGGAGGAAUGUGCACACCAGCUAGAGCUAGAAAGGUCAAAAAUCAAACAACUGGAAGAAGACAAGCUUCGCUUACAUCAGCAGCUUUAUGAAGCAGAAAAUAAGCAUAAGACUUUGGAGAAGGAGUUCCAGCAAUACAAAGAACAGCAAAGUAGAAAACCAGAAAUCCAGCUACAAUCAGAAAUAAAUCUUCUCACUUUAGAAAAGGUUGAACUUGAAAGAAAGUUAGAGUCAGCUACCAAGUCAAAGCUGCACUACAAACAACAAUGGACAAGGGCUUUGAAAGAACUUGCAAGGUUAAAACAGCGUGAACAAGAAAAUGCAAUGGCUCACCUUAAAAAGCAGCAACAAGAGCUCGAGCACAUGAGGUUGCGCUAUUUGGCAGCAGAAGAAAAAGAGCUUGGGAAGACAGACCGACAAGAGCUGGAGGAGAUCAGAAAUGAACUUAACAGGCUGAAACAACAAGAAGAGAGAAAGAAAUUGGAGGAUGCUAGAGAGAAUUCUGCUGGUAGAGUGGAUAGUCUUCAUUGUAGAAAACUAAAUGAGAAUACAGAUGAUUACCUCUCUCGUCUGAUAGAAGAGAGGGAUACGCUGUUGAGAACAGGAGUCUAUAAUCAUGAAGACCAUAUUGUAAGUGAACUUGAUCGUCAAAUCAAAGAAGCUAUUGCAAAAAGGAAUAUCACUAUUUAAAAGCAUGCAGAAGGUUUUUUGAAAGAGCCAAAAUCUGAAUAGAAUGACUUUUAUAAGCCUAUCGUACUUUGCGAAAUAUGUAAUGUCAUGCUUUGUUUUGCACAUUUUGGUCAUCUCUCUUUGAAGUCAGUGUAAAUAUUUGCAACAUGUCAAGUUAAGCACAGUUGUAAGUUAUAUGGGGGCAAUGACUGGUUUUUAAUUUUUUAUUCUCACAUGUGUAUAUAUAAUUGUGUGUGUUUGUGUGUAAAUAUAUUUAUCUUGUGUACCCUCUUCUGAAAUGUUUCCUACCUCUUUUUACAUCACUCUGACUAGGUUUGUUUGUACUAUUUUUAAUUUUGAUUCUAAGAGUCAAUAUUUUUAUUGUUUCAUUCAGUUUUUAAAAAUAUCUUUUCAGCUAUACUAGGGCAAAAUUACAUCAGCUGUUUUCUCUGACAAAACUCUUAAUACUAAACUGAAGCAGUGACCCAAUGUUAGUUUUUUGCUACAUGACAUAUAAUAAAUUUUUGCUCCUCUGACUGCAGCUAACAUAACUAUGUAGUAAAUAAGAGACAAGGUUUUGAGUGUGAGGGGAUAAAAGUUAAACCUUUUGAAACUAAAGCCGAAUCAGUUAUUAACUAGCCUGAGUGUACAGGGUUGCCCUAGCAGUUUUGCACAUGUCCUGGUAAGAGUAUACCUAAGAGGGUGAAGACCUUAUUCAGAAAUCUGCAUGCAUUCUUAUAUCAAAAGAUACUUGAAUCCAUAAUUCUGAACACAAACAUAAAACAAGAGUUUUCUAAGUCAGGAUGUUUUCUUUAAUGUGGAUAUAACCAUUUUCAAGUUACUUAACAUGCAUUUCAAAACACGUUAUCUCAUUACAACUUAAAUUGAAUGUAAAGUUUUGUUUGAUUGUGGAAGUAUGAACAGCAUGCAAGGGAGAAAUCCACAACUAAUAUUAGUUUGUGCAUAAUCACAAUUGAAAAACACUUGGUUUUCUAGCUUUCAUUCAAUUUCUGUUAGAUUUGUGUGGAUUUACUUAAUAAGGUUAACUAGCAACACUGUCUGUUCAUUUGGCAUUCUUAUCUGUCCUGUAGUCACAAGUGUUUCCCUUUGAAUGUCAAGUACAGAAAUCAUCUUAGGAUUUAUUACUUUUAGUAUGAACAAAGAUACUAAUGGAAAAAAUAGUGGUUUGGGUAUUUUGCAUAAAAUCAGUGAACUUUCUUAGAGAAGGUUGUUUACAUGUAACCUUCCUGUUUUGUGUGAUAUUAAUUAUACAGUGGGAGGAGGAGUAUUUGUAUCUGGCUUUACCUCUCCAUGCGUUGUUUGUUCUCCACCUUACCAUGAGUAUAGGUCCGCCUAAACAAACUAUUCAUUUAGACUCCUUUGAAGAGUUAUAAACAAGCUGUAAUGAACAUUGAGAUCAUUUCCCAGAGGAAUACUUGAAUACUUAUCAAUACCAGACUUUGUAAGAAAUGCUUUUGUAGAUGUAUUUUUCUAAGUAGUGUGCUUAGAGAUCCCUCUUAAACCACAUAGAAAUCCAUGAAAUACAAUUUUAUAAUACUUUUUACAUCAUGCUGUGUCAUAUCACUGAUACAGGGUUAUAUGCAAUUAUUGUAAAUGAUGCAGGAAGCUUCUGUCUUGACAGGAAUACUUGUUCAUGACUUUUUUUCUUCAAAUGCUUGCUCAGUCGUGUAGUUUCUUCUCUAGACACUGGAGGGUGCCUGAGACUUAAAUAUUGCAAAGACAGUGUUGACUAUAUUUUCAUAACUGGUUGGUUUUUGAACUGGUAUUUUAUGACUUUUCAGGUGCAUUGUUUUAUGAAAUAAAAUUUGAUUUUCAAGUAAAUAUCAAGGACUUUGCAUUUUUUAACUACAUAUUUGAGCAAAUAAUUUUGUUUCCUAUUUUCUAAGAUCAUAUAAGUGUUUAGUGCUUGAAUCUAUAAAAUAAUAAACUUGUUAAUCACAGUUAAUUUCACUUUUUGGUUUUUUUAAUUAUUGUUUUUUAAUUGAGUCUCUUCUGUGGAAUGUAAAAAAAUUACAAUCAUGUUGCUAUAUGUUUUAAAAAAACUUGAGUUUUCUUUCUAACAAAUAGUGUAAAUUGAAACAUAGAAUGAAAUGUAAAAUAAAACAUGGAAUGAUUGUUUUUUAAAAACAUUUAUAAACUUCAUAAUUUAAGCUUGAGUCCAUAAUUUGAGUCCAUUUCGAUGUUAUUUGAAAAAUCACAACUUACAAAGUGCA